Exophiala mesophila is the source of this 2616-nucleotide messenger RNA. RefSeq lists its product as uncharacterized. Gene Ontology annotation, cellular component: cytoplasm. The record is from RefSeq and is a predicted model, not a curated record. Lineage: Eukaryota; Fungi; Ascomycota; Eurotiomycetes; Chaetothyriales; Herpotrichiellaceae. The coding region runs from base 378 to 2414 and encodes 678 amino acids. Gene Ontology annotation, biological process: intracellular signal transduction; protein phosphorylation. Gene Ontology annotation, molecular function: ATP binding; protein serine/threonine kinase activity. The transcript has 2 exons.
GUUGACGCUCUCAUGCCCACCACCACCAACACCACGACCGCCACCUCUUCCACCUCCUCUCUCACAACAUCGUAAUCGCAUCCGCAUCCACCCCAAACCUCCAUCUCACGACUUUACUCUUACGGCCCCACGACCUUCAACCUCGUCUCGCCCGAGACCUCACCCCUCGCCUCAAACCCACCCCUCCCUCCUGCAACAAUCGACGAUCUUGACAUGCAGAGUCCCAGCUGAGAUAUUCGCCCAACUUCCUGGUCUGUGACUGCGGUGAGCAUUUGCCUGCUUGCACCUUGUCUCAUGCAGUCGUCCCGACCAGCCAAACACUCGUCUGUCUCGAGGUCCAGACACCCAUAAACGCCCUCUCCUCGCUCCAUCUAAGCAUGAGUGAAUCAACAUACUCGUCCUUCCGGCCCAACCCCUUCAAGUUUCAAACCUCAGACGCGCAGAGCACAAACAACCAACCCCCACCGCAAUCAUGGGAAGACGAUCGGUUCCUAGUGACACCUCCCAUCCAGACUACUCAAGUCAAUCCACUUGACCAAGCCCUGACGGAACAAAAUGUACAUGCUUUUCAAGCCAACCAACAGGCCUCCGCUCGAAAUGCCCAUAUCAAUGUGGCGCCUUCAAGCUGGCGAAAUCUGUCGGGUCAAGACUCCUCAUUUUUGCUCAACGGACUUCACAUUAAGACCGAUGUCGAGCAACCUCAAAGAUCCUACUCAACUACUUCAGUUGACUCUGACACCCGGCUACGAACCAGCGCGUCAGCUUCGAGCCUACCUCGUCGGGCCCCGAGUGUACGGGCUGUCCUCCACUCCUCCGCCGGCUCCGUUUCCCCCGGGACCGCCAUUUCUUCUCCUCAGAUUGCCGCCAUGCUCGAUAUCACUCCCUUGCCCUCUCCCACCAUGGCGUCCAUCGAAAGUUGGAAGCCGAUUUCCAAAACCAGGUCUCGUGGCUCCUCCACUGCAUCCUUGAAAGUAGAGACUGCGCCGGCCUUCUCGACCUCGACUUUUUCUCCCGGCUCCCCACGACGCAAGUACUAUCACGGGCUGCAGUCACCCACCACGAGAUCAGGGAGCUCCGAUAGCCAGCACCUGUCGGGAGAGGACCUUCGCAACAGGAGCGUCAGCGAAUAUGUGCCCGAAGCUCUAGCGGUACAGAAACCACGAAAUAUCGUGGUCUCGACGUCUGCCCCACGUGUGGAGACCACAGCAUCUACUGUGAUGCACCGGGAGGAAUAUCUAGGCGAACAACGAGGAAUUGUAAAGGCAGACUCGCUGCCGACAGCGACAGAGACCGACAAUCUCCAUGACGUUGAUGUCACUGUCGACGAUGCACCGGCGGCAAAGCGGCCCAAACUAGAGGUAUUCCACGCGAGAAGCUUAGCCACAGGCGAGCCGCGAUCCUAUGAAGCUUUGCGACUACUGGGACAAGGAACUUUCUCCAAAGUGUACUUGGCUGUACGACAGGUAAAUGAUCGAAAAGACAGCGUCGACUAUCGCCAGGACAGUGUCAACAUGGCCGGAGUCAGGGCUCGGUCUCGACGGCUUGUAGCCGUCAAAGUUGUCGAGCACGGCCCGGCCGGCGGAGCUGAUGCAGACCGGAUCGAAAUUGGCCUGAAAAGAGAGGUCGACAUUUUAAGAGCGAUCCAGCAUCCGUCUCUAGUUCAUCUCAAGGCUUUUGGACACGACGGCACAGCGAGAGCGAUGCUAGUCAUGAAUUAUUGUCCCGGUAACGAUCUGUUCGAAGUCGCCAGCAAGCACCAGGACGUUCUUUCACCGCCUCUGAUUCGUCGUAUAUUCGCCGAACUGGUUUCGGCAGUUCGAUACUUGCAUCAAAAGUUCAUUGUUCAUCGUGAUAUCAAACUGGAGAAUGUAUUGCUCAACAUACCGGUCCGUGUUCAUGCCGAUGUCUCCGACUGGCAAAAGCUAGAUCGAGCAGUUGUCACAUUGACUGACAUGGGAUUAUCACGGCGGAUACCUGAACCGCCCGACAGUCCACUCCUUACGACAAGAUGUGGAAGCGAGGAUUACGCCGCGCCGGAAAUCCUCAUGGGACAGCCUUAUGACGGGCGUCAGACAGAUGCAUGGGCAUUGGGUGUUCUUUUAUAUGCCUUGAUGGAGGGCCGACUGCCUUUCGACCCAGUUCCCGGGGCCCGUGGAGAUCCUGCAGUUCUACGGGCAAGGACACCGCAUCGUAUCGCGCGAUGCGAAUGGGCCUGGGUCAAGUAUGGCGAUGAGGAUGGUGAUUGGGACAAUAACAAGGGAGCAGAAUUAUCAGGGGCACGGGAAUGCGUCGAUGGGUUAUUGAAGCGAAAUACACGACGAAAAGCAUUGAGCGAUAUCCGCGAAUUGGACUGGGUUCAGAACGGGAUCCAGGUGGAUGGUGGCCUUCGAUGGGUUGAGGAAGAAUCCUUGUGAACAGGGGAAGGCUUUGGGAAAUGCGACGUGCAGCACAACCAAAGCAGGGGUAUGCGCUGUUGAUGGAUGAUCAUGAAUAACUAUGGAUGUAACAUAAGCCAAGGACUUGUUUGAGUACAACAAAGGAUCGGUGAUAGCGAAGUUGUUAUUACUAUACCAGAGACAGAUUGAUUGAGUAGCUUGGGACACAUUUGAGAUGUGC